This is a messenger RNA of Sitophilus oryzae (rice weevil), 2986 nucleotides long. RefSeq names its product two pore calcium channel protein 1-like. Gene Ontology annotation, molecular function: voltage-gated channel activity; monoatomic ion channel activity. NCBI's taxonomy places the organism in Eukaryota, Metazoa, Arthropoda, Insecta, Coleoptera, Curculionidae. The record is from RefSeq and is a predicted model, not a curated record. Gene Ontology annotation, cellular component: lysosomal membrane; endosome membrane. The transcript has 17 exons. The coding region runs from base 206 to 2548 and encodes 780 amino acids. Gene Ontology annotation, biological process: transmembrane transport; monoatomic ion transport.
ACCAGUUGAUACGUUUAUCGAUAUUCUUGAUUUUCACUAAUUUAAAUUUUCUUUUAAGGUCAAUGAUUCAUAUUUACAUUUUUUUUACUUUACAUAUGUUUUUGACAGUUUUAUGUUUUAAAUGGUCAGAAAAGUGAUUAAAGGUAUUUUCUAUGAUUAAAGGGCUGUUGGGGCUACCUGUUUAUGAAGAAAAAAGCGAACAUCAAUGGCUCAAACAAGAGGAUCUCCAGACGACGAUGGUUAUAAAAGAUUUACAGAAGAUGUUAAUAAUGUUUCAUAUGGAUCUGCUAAUAGAAAUCCAAUUGAUGAAAUGGGGAGCAGGUCCAGUCUCUCACGAGAUGUGGAUAAUAACGAAGUUGACCACUGGGAAAUGAAUUAUCAUGAAGCCGCUAUAUUUUUAGAAGAAGGAGAAAAUAAUGAGAAAUUUGAUUCACAUCCUCGUCACCCCUCAGCAUUACCUGCAUAUCUUUUGGUUCACAAUCAAUGGUACUAUGGUUUUGAUUUAUUUUUUUCUGUAGUAUUAUUGUUACUGGCUCUCGUGGAAAGGCCUGCUGUGGAUCAGUUUGAAUUGCCACCUAUAGUACAUAGUUUAUUGGAAUUAGUUUGUUUAGGUGUUAUUGGUGCAGAAUUAGCUUUAAAAUUAAGAUGGAUUGGUUGGACAACUAUUCUAAAGCACAAAAGAACAAUGGUGAAGUGUAUCACACUUAUAAUUAUGGUCAUAGAAGCCAUUGUCGUACUCAUAAGGCAGUCUUCCCAUUUUCGUGUGACCAGAGCAUUAAGACCUAUAUUUUUAGUAGAUACUCGAGCGUGCGGCGCUGUUAGAAGAUAUAUAAGACAAAUUCUUCAAUCUCUGCCUCCCAUUUUAGAUAUGUUGAUUUUGUUGAUGUUUUUUGUUUGUAGCUAUGCCUUAUUAGGGUACUUUUUAUUCAGUGGUCAUGGAAACCCUUAUUUUAAAACAUUAUCUGAUAGUUUUGUUAACAUGUUUGUGUUACUAACUACCGCAAAUUUUCCAGAUGUUAUGAUGCCUUCAUAUGCCAAAUCAAAAUGGAGUGCUGUAUUUUUUAUUUCAUAUAUUUCUACAGUAUUGUAUGUUUUAAUGAAUUUGAUGUUAGCCGUUGUUUAUGAAACUUUUACUGGAAUAGAGAAACACAAAUUUAGAAAAUUAUUAUUACAUAAGCGUCAAGCGUGUAAGCUGGCAUUUCGAUUAUUGGUCAGUAGACAGAGUCCCGAGGGUAUUAGAUUUAAACAAUUCCAAGGAUUAAUGCGAUAUUAUUCACCAAAAACAAGUCAAAGAGAUGUUCUUUUAAUAUUUCGACAACUUAAUGUAUCAAACACUGGAUUACUGUCACAGGAGGAGUUUCUGAAUAUAUAUGAUUCAGUUAUGUUAAGAUGGCGAUUGAAGGAUCCUCCAGAUCCUUGGUUUUCUGCAGCUUGGCCACCCCUACGUACCUUAUGCAGGGCAGCUAGAAAAGCUGUCUCUUGGGAGUAUUUUGAAUAUGUCAUAUAUGCGUUAAUAGUGGGAAAUCUUAUGGCAAUGUUUAUAAGAAUAAUGGAAGCUUCAGAUAAUUUGGAACAAGGAGCUAGAAACUUCUGCGCUUCCUGGGAUUCGUGGCUUUUUUAUACAUUAUUUUUAUUAGAAGCUAUAUUAAGGAUUAUAAGUUUUGGAUUGAACGAAUACAUUUCAUCUGGAUGGAAUACUUUUGAUUUGUCAGUAACUCUACUAGCUAUUUGGGGAGCUGUGUUAUUACUAAUGUCUCCUAAAUUUACCGUUGUCGUAAUUCUUAGACCGCUGAGGAUCCUUCGUUUAUUUAAGAUUAAAAAACGAUAUAGAGAUAUUUUUGGUACACUAGUACUAUUAUCACCGCUUAUGUGGUCUACCGCUAUAGUUAUGAUGGUUAUGUACUACUUCUUUGCAAUCCUUGGAAUGGAAUUGUUUUCUGAAUUUAACCUGAGAAACUGUUGCGAAAAUUCAACUGUAGAAGAUUUUUACAAAUACAGUUCAAACUCCAGUACGUCGGGUAUAGGAUACUACUAUCUCAAUAAUUUCUCCAACCUUGUUAUAUCAGGAGUAACACUAUUUGAAUUAACUGUUGUAAAUAAUUGGUUUAUAAUUAUGGAUGCCUAUGCCACUUUUGCUGCCUCUUAUUCAAGAUUAUUCUUUAUGACAUUUUAUCUAUUUACAAUGGUUGUUUUAACUAUUGUCGUUGCAUCAGUGUUAGAAGCUUUUAGAUUCAGAAUACAGUACAAGAAGCAGACAUCUAAACGAGACGAGGAACUCAUGCUUCAUGAAGAAGUCAUUGUCGAUUGGAACUCUAUAGAGAGACUAAUUUCAGAUCCUAAAUUAUUAGAAUCUCUACAAAUGGACUUUGCUGUUGGGGGUGUUACAUGUUACAUUGGACGACGAGCUCGUACUAGAGAUGUUCUGCAACGUCACAUGUACAUAUCAGAAAUAAGACAGUGGUUAGACGAGGCGGAAAACGAAGAACGUCAAGAUAUUAAUCAUAUAAUUGAGGAGUCACAAAUAAAUGCUAGGUUAAUAAAUGCUUAGAGCAUUACUAUGAAUACUUACUAAUAAAAUAGGAUCGUUUAGUGAUAUACGGAUAUUUCAUCAACAUUUCUCUGAAAUGCUGCUUCUUCACAUAUGACACCAGCCUUAGAUAUAUCGAAGUAAACUUUUUAGAAAAAUGCUGUAUACAUUAAUAGAAAAUAUAAAGUAGGAAUUUAGGGACCUAAUGUAUCAUUAAUACCUAUUAAUGGUGUUAAGUUAGUGAAGGCCAGUAUAGUAUUAAGUUGAUAUCGGCAUGUAUAACUGACCAAAGAAAAAUACCUUAAAUAUAUGGCAGAAUCAAGUCAAAUCUAAAGACAUUUCUAGACCGUAGUUAUAUUUUCUUUGUAGAAGCAUAUACCGGGUGCGUCCCAAAAGUGGCUCACCUCGAUAACUUUUUUAUUUUUUCAGAUGAAAUAACGAGAUUUGGUAGUUAGUAUA